This is a messenger RNA of Prorocentrum cordatum, 1954 nucleotides long. NCBI's taxonomy places the organism in Eukaryota, Dinophyceae, Prorocentrales, Prorocentraceae. The record is from the annotation of a GenBank genome assembly.
GCUCGAGCGCACGCGCUUGUGCCUGGGCGGCGGUGCUAUGCGCGGCCACUGAGCGCCAAGGAGGUUGCGCCUCCUGCCCUGAUGUUCGAGGAGGCCCCGCCGCCCACAUUUGGGGCCGCGGGCGCGAGGAUCGGACCAGCGUGCGCCCAGGCGUCAAGGAGGAGCUGCCCAAGCAGCGGCGCCUCUCGGGAGUCUCCCUGGCCGAGGCCCCGCGCUCGCGGCUGUCAUCGCGCAGGCAUUCGCGGAGCCCCUCGCGGCCCCCCUCCGCCGGCUCCUUCUGCGCGUUCGCGGAGGAGCGCGCGGCGGUGUUCCGGCUCGCGAAUCCGCUGCCCUACUUCACCAGGGUCGGCGGCAAGUUCGAGACGCGGCGCAUGCACGAGUGGAGCUCCACUCACUUCACCGCGUGCCGCCUGAGGACCUCGGGGGACUACGGACAUGCUGCUGGACGCCGCGAUGGAGGCGGAGGUGGAGCGCGUGGCGGCGCACCUCGCGCGCACGCGCGAGCAGUACCUCAAGGAACGGACCCGCGCGGCAACCACGAUCCAGAAGGCGGCGCGCGGCCGGCAGGGGCGCAAGCGUGCGGAUGCGGCGCGGGCGCUCGGGCAGCGCAGGCAGGAGGCGGCGGUGCAGAUCCAGCGCGUCGCGCGCGGCCGCCUUGCCCGCGGCCGCGUCGCCGAGCUGCGGAGGAGAAGGCGGCGGCCCCUGCCAGCCGGCGAGGGGACAGGCCGAGGAAGAGGCGCGACCCCCUCGGGGUGCACGACGUCGUCCAGAACCGCAACAGCGGCCGGCGCCGCACCAGCGUGUCACGCUCGCCUGCUCCCGCCGGCGGCGCCCGCGUCAGCGCCCGCGGGGGCUCGCCGACGGCGAGUUCCCGCGGUGGUUCACCGCGGGCCAGCGCCCGCGGGGACCUGUCGCCGGGGCGGCGCAGCCAGUUCUCCGGCGGGCCCGACUCCCCUGCGAGCUCCCGGCGCUCCCCGGGGUCCCGGCGGAACAGCGGCGCUAGCGGCCGCUCGCCCAAGGGCGGCCGCCGCGGCAAGGGCAGCACGCACGCCAGCGAGCCGCCGCCGGAGCCCGAAGGGAACAGCGGCCAUCUGUGGGCCCAGGCUGCUGCAGGCGUUCGAGGCGAACCCGCCGGUGCUGCAGAAGGUGCGCGCGUCGCUGAGAGUCCGCCGCUCGCGGCGCUGUCGCUCGAGCACUCCGCGCUCGCCGCUGCGGGCGCGGUCAGCCUGGCCAAGGCGCUGCUGCGGAACACCUCCCUCGUGCUGCUGGAGCUCAAGGGGAACUUCAUCGGCGACGCUGGCGUGCAGCGCAUCGUGGCCGCGCUCGAGGGAAGCCCUGGCCUCGCGCGCCUGGGGCUGAGCUGGAACUGCAUCGGCGACGCCGGGGGCAUGCGCGUUGCGGAAUCCGUCGGCAGGCUGCAGGGCCUCCGCGACCUCGACCUCUCCUACAACCGCAUCGGCGACGCCUCCACCGACAUUAUGUGCAUGGCCAUGGAGGCCUCCUUCUCCCUGAAGCAGGCGGACCUGCGCAGCAACCAGUUCGGGCCCGACUCUCAGGGACGCCUGCUGGAGGCCUGCGCUGGAAAGGUGGCGCUGCACCUGGAGGGGGAGCCCCGCGCGCUCCACGUCGCGGCCCAUAAGGCCGAGGCCAAGCAGAGGGCGCCGCGGGGUGCCCGCGGCGGCGGGCCCAGGAGGGGCGUCGCUGUCGCCGGCGCCGUCGGGCCGCCGGGGCUCGCGUGCGAGUCAGAUGCGGUGAGGCCGCAUCGCCGCGCUCGGGCCACGACGACGACGACGAAUCACGACGACGCCGUCGUUCUCAGGAGGAGGACUACCCGCCGCGCCUCGAUCGCUCGGUAGCAAUCCCAGGUUCUCUCGCGACCUGGCCCCUUGCCGAAGGCAUCCGCGGGCGGGAACGCGAAGAAAAGGCUCGCUGCGAUUGUCCGCCAUCUGCCGUG